CAUUUACAAUACAAUUAAAUCAACAAAAAAUAUUUCUUUUUGAUCCAAUUAAUAAAUUACAAAUAAAAGAUACUACAAUGAGACAUACAAAAAUUGAUGGACCAUCAACAGAAGAUAUUUUUUGUCAUGAAAAAUAUUCUGAAUUAAAAAAUGAAGCUAAUGCUUUAACAAUACAACUUGAACCAUUAGAAAAAGUUAAAAAUAAAUUAGCUAAUAUAUGUCAACGUUAUACAUCACGCUGUAUAUGGUAUGGUCUAACUGCAAUGUGUUUUCAAGUUGGUGUUUUAGUUGAACUUACAUGGGAUGUUUAUUCAUGGAAUGUUGUAGGACCUCUUUCUUAUUUUAUUGGAUAUGGAACUGUCAUGGCGAUCCAUGCAUUUCAUUUAAUCACAGGUACUGAUUUCGAAUAUAUCACACUGACUGAUCGUCUUUUUCUACGUCGAUUCUAUCGUGAAGCUCAUCGUUAUUCAUUUGAUAUAUCUUUAUAUAAUCGUCUAAAAAAUCGUCUUUUUAUUGUUCAUACUGAUUUAGCACGUUUACGAUCUCCAUUACCCUUAUCAUUACCUGUUCCAGCUCAUCCAUUUAGAUGUAAAAACAGUGGCGAAGAAUUAAGUCCAUUAGAUGUAUAUCUCACAACUAGACAUUAUGAUCAGUGA
Messenger RNA from Rotaria sordida, 656 nucleotides. The record is from the annotation of a GenBank genome assembly. Lineage: Eukaryota; Metazoa; Rotifera; Eurotatoria; Philodinida; Philodinidae.